AUGGGAAAAUUACUUACAAAACCGGAUGUAAAUAAAACUAAGAAACCACUUAAUACGAACAAAACUGAUAUGGGUGGAGAAAAUUUCCAUUAUGUUGAAGGCAGAAGGUUUCAUAAUGUGCAAAC
Messenger RNA from Funneliformis mosseae, 125 nucleotides. The record is from the annotation of a GenBank genome assembly. Lineage: Eukaryota; Fungi; Glomeromycota; Glomeromycetes; Glomerales; Glomeraceae.